This is a messenger RNA of Trichophyton benhamiae CBS 112371, 882 nucleotides long. RefSeq lists its product as uncharacterized. NCBI's taxonomy places the organism in Eukaryota, Fungi, Ascomycota, Eurotiomycetes, Onygenales, Arthrodermataceae. Gene Ontology annotation, cellular component: mitochondrion. Gene Ontology annotation, molecular function: protein-arginine omega-N symmetric methyltransferase activity. The record is from RefSeq and is a predicted model, not a curated record. The transcript has a single exon. Bases 1 to 882 code for a protein of 293 amino acids. Gene Ontology annotation, biological process: mitochondrial respiratory chain complex I assembly.
AUGAUACCAGCCGAGGACAAGGCACCAUUCAUCAUUGCUCACGAGUUCUUCGAUGCCCUUCCGAUCCAUGCAUUCCAAGCCGUUCACUCCCCUCCUCCAGAAACAAUCAAUACACCGACUGGACCGGCUGAACUUCGACAACCUUCGCUACCCCUGAAUGGAACACAAUGGAGAGAGCUGGUUGUUGCUACAAACCCCGAGGCAGAACGUGAGCCCGAUGGCGACGACAGUAGCGUCAAGAAUGACAAGAAGCUUGAGUUCCGACUAGCACUCGCAAAGUCUCCUACUCCAGCAUCGCUCGUCAUGCCAGAAAUGUCACCUCGGUACAAGGCACUUAAGUCGACUCGUGGAUCAACAAUUGAGAUCAGCCCAGAAAGUCAUACCUACGCCCAAGAAAUAGCCCGACUGAUAGGAGGACCCAAUCCAACUGAUAAAAACCCUUCACCGACCCGCACCCCAGCUGGCGCAGCGCUGAUACUUGAUUAUGGGCCGUCGUCUACCAUUCCCGUUAAUUCUCUGCGCGGAAUCAAGAACCACCAGGUUGUGUCGCCCUUCGCAACCCCAGGAGAAGUCGACCUUAGCGCUGAUGUGGAUUUCACUGGCCUUGCUGAGUCUGCUCUCAAUGCUAGUCCUGGUGUUGAAGUAUACGGCCCUAACGAGCAGGGGAGCUUUCUACGUUCAUUAGGCAUUGCAGAAAGGGCGGCCCAGCUACUUCGCAAUGUGAAAGAUGAAGAGAAGCGCAAACAGAUAGAAAGCUCCUGGCAGCGUCUCGUUGAGCGUGGGGGCGGAGGGAUGGGUAGGAUCUACAAGGCCAUGGCUAUUGUUCCUGAGAGCGGGGGCAAGAGACGACCGGUAGGCUUUGGUGGUGAAGUUCGGAUGUAA